Drosophila albomicans is the source of this 596-nucleotide messenger RNA. RefSeq names its product ficolin-1-B-like. The transcript is spliced from 2 exons. Bases 167 to 496 code for a protein of 109 amino acids. The record is from RefSeq and is a predicted model, not a curated record. NCBI's taxonomy places the organism in Eukaryota, Metazoa, Arthropoda, Insecta, Diptera, Drosophilidae.
ACCUGGAUGGAUUGUAAUACAACAACGAGUUGGGGGAAAUGAGAAUUUCACUAGGGAUUGGGCAACGUAUCGCAAAGGUUUCGGUUCUUUUGAAAGUGAUUUCUUUCUUGGAUUAGAGAAAUUACAUCGUAUCACGAGCUUGCAGCGUUUCGAACUUUACAUACAUAUGGUUGCUGAGAAUGGAAGAACCUACAACGCUCGUUAUGACGACUUCAAAAUAUCUGAUGAAGAUAAUGGAUAUGCACUGAGUUUGGGUAAAUUCAAUGGAACUAUUAAAAACGAUAGCAUGAGAGAAAAUGAAAACAUGAAAUUCUCAACAUUCGAUCACGACAACGACAAAACUGAUUAUGCUAAUUGCGCAGACAAUUAUAAAAGUGGCUGGUGGUACAACUAUUGUUCUGAUUGUGCUUUAAAUGCACGAUAUUUGUAUUGGUAUCACAUUCCACUUAAUGAAGUUAAGAUGCUAAUUCGCCCCAAAGAAGAGAUGAAGAAGUGAUAAACUGAAAAGCUGAAAUUCUCAUAUUUUACUCAAUUAUGUAAUUAUUUAUAAAUAAUUGGUGCAUUAAGAAAUUGCGUUCUGAAAAAUAAAACAAUCG